Molecule: messenger RNA, 1704 nt
Organism: Caenorhabditis remanei
Lineage: Eukaryota; Metazoa; Nematoda; Chromadorea; Rhabditida; Rhabditidae
Exons: 10
Coding region: 1-1704 (567 amino acids)
Biological process (GO): phospholipid metabolic process
Molecular function (GO): glycerophospholipase activity
Source: RefSeq, a predicted model, not a curated record
AUGCGGUUACAACUCCUCUUGUGUCUUUUAUAUUAUGCUGUAGCUGGUUCAAUAAAUCCAGAAGUUGAUCAAAAAGAGUUGCGAGGAGAAUUCCACGAUGAAACCCGCCAGUUAGUCGAUUAUGAAGAUUUUUCAACAAAUCUGACAGAUUAUGCAAGUAGAAGAACCAGUGAUGAUGAUAAACUCUCACCGGAAGAACAAAAAAAACGAGAAAAAGAAGAACCAAAUAGUGACGAAGUCGAUGACGAUUCAAGUGAUAUCAGUGAAGAGAGAGAACGAGACAGUGUGGAUCAUCAACAUUUGAAGUCACUGACUGCUAUCAAACCAGAGAAACUUCAACCUGUUGCUGGAGUCAUUAAUUCUGCUUUCAACGACAGAAAAACCUUCUCUUGCCCUCGAACAAAGUUGGAAUUGAUGACAGGACGUUCUGUUGCUGAUAUCUCUCCAGAAGAUAUCACAAUCAUCGCAGCAAUGGGAGAUGCUCUAGCAACAGGUAUUGGAUUAUGGCCGAAUGCUGAUAUUGAGUUUCGAGGGGCCAGCUUCCCUAUUGGAGGAGACUCGACGAUUGAUGGGUUGAUCACUAUUCCUAAUAUUCUCCGAGAGUUCAGUCCAAAAAUAGUCGGAGUGUCACAUGGAAUGGGAGCUGAUCUACCUGAUCAUCAAUUAAAUGUUGCUCAAACCGGUGCAUCAACUAAAGAUCUCUACAAACAAGCUGUUGAAUUGACACGAAGAAUAAAGAAACUUACUGAAGUUAAUUAUUUGGAAGAGUGGAUUAUGAUCAUCAUCACGAUUGGAACUGAAGAGAUCUGUACUCGAUGCGACGGUCCAUCAUAUGAACACAUCAAGCGAGCUAUCGAACACCUUCAAAUAGAAAUUCCAAAAGCACUUGUUGUUUUGUUGGGACCUGUUCACGUUUCAUCAUUCCAUGAGCAAAAAUCUAAUCUUCUCAAAAGUCGAUGUCAAUGCUCUCGAAAUCAAACUGAAGGUUUCAUGUACGACGUUUCACGAAAAUGGUCUAAAGUUUGGAGAGAUAUUCAAAAAUAUGUGGAGACUGGAGUGACAUCGAGACCCACAUUCGGAAUGAUCAGCUAUCCGAUGGUGACAAUCACUUCCAGAUAUCCCAGUGGGUUGUUCAUAAGAGAUAAACCAUUGUUGAAUCGAAGAGGUCACAAUUAUGCGACGAAAUGGUUAUGGAAUCGAUUGAUCGGUGGUGAUCUCUAUAAUCUGUCAUCAGCAACUCUUUCACAAGAUAAUUACUUUUGCCCAUCUGUUGGAUGCCCAUAUUUCCGAACGUAUGCAAAUCAUAAGAAGUGCACCACACUAACGCACGAUGAAGCUAAAGACCAGGAAUUAGUUUCGCAUAACGGAAAAACUAUCAAAACGUCUCGUCGAUCGAUUCGGUUUCUGUACAAUUUGGCUAUGGUGGUUGUCGGUGCAGCAUUCUGUACUGUCUGUAUUCUUGGAACGUUCUUCUAUCAGAAAUCAAAAAUGGGCGAUCAUGGACGAUUUGAGAUUGUUGAAGAACCACAAAAGAAGCUUGAAGAAGCACAAAAAGAAGAGCAGAAGGCUCUACUGACCCGCCAAAACACUCGAGCACAAUCAGAAUUGGCUCAAACAUCAUCAGGAAUUCAAUUGGCACCGAUAUCCGUCGGAAGACACAAAUCGUUCCUUGGCACAAUUACUGAAGGAACUCCAGAUGUAUGA